AUGCCUGAUAUGCGCAGAGGCUUACCAGAUGAUGACCAAAAUAAAUUCAUUAGAGACAAAGGUCGAGACCAAAAAAGUUCACGGUCGGAGACUGUUGACAACUCACGCACCACACAAAUGGAAAACGACCGGGGAACUCGUUUAGAUUCUCGUAUAAUUGUUGAUGGUGAACGACGAGAACGAUCUGAAGAACGACGAGAAGGUGAAGCUCGUUUAGACUCCCGUUCAGAAUCUCGAAGAAUUGUUGAUGGUGAACGACGAGAACGAUCUGAAGAACGACGAGAACGUGAAGCUCGUUUAGACUCUCGAAGAAUUGUUGAUGGUGACCGACGAGAACAAUCUGAAGAACGACGAGAACGUGAAGCUCGUUUAGACUCUCGAAGAAUUGUUGAUGGUGAACGACGAGAACGAGCUGAAGAACGACGAGAAGGUGAAGCUCGUUUAGACUCCCGUUCAGAAUCUCGAAGAAUUGUUGAUGGUGAACGACGAGAACGAGCUGAAGAACGACGAGAAGGUGAAGCUCGUUUAGACUCCCGUUCAGAAUCUCGAAGAAUUGUUGAUGGUGAACGACGAGAACGAGCUGAAGAACGACGAGAAGGUGAAGCUCGUUUAGACUCCCGUUCAGAAUCUCGAAGAAUUGUUGAUGGUGAACGACGAGAACAAUCUGAAGAACGACGAGAACGUGAAGCUCGUUUAGACUCUCGAAGAAUUGUUGAUGGUGAACGACGAGAACAAUCUGAAGAACGACGAGAACGUGAAGCUCGUUUAGACUCUCGAAGAAUUGUUGAUGGUGAACGACGAGAACGAUCUGAAGAACGACGGGAAGGUGAAGCUCGUUUAGACUCUCGAAGAGUUGAUGGUGAACGACGAGAACGAUCUGAAGAAAGACGAGAAGGUGAAGCUCGUUUAGAUUCACGAUCAGAAACUGUUGACGACUCACGCUCCUGGCGGAUGGAAAACGACCGAGAGAAUCGAUUAGAACGGCAAAAUGGUAUGCAUAAGGAGGAUAUUCAAUUGUUCGAAAAACCUGAAAAAACAUCGUUCAACUCUUCAGCAUUCUCAUCGAUUGCUCAAGCACUACUUCUUGGCUUUAUCAUUUACAAGCUCUUAAAGGAAAACGAAACCAGUGGAAAUAUCAAAAGAAUGAAUUCUGUCAUUGGAGAAAUUUUGGGACACUUUGGAAUGAAAACUCAUUAAAUAUUAGACGAAAGAAACUUUGUAUCAUGAUCAAUGGCCGAUUCCGUAAUCUUAUAGCAUUCAAUGUCUACUUUUAAUGCAUCAUAGAAAAUUACUGCAGCAAAUCACUAUCAAAUUAAAAUAAUUAGAACAUUAUUCGAUGUCUAGUAAUAAUCUAUGUAGUCACAAAGAGUUCUCAUUAGGAUGAAUUCAAAUUAAUUCUACUCUUGAAUAUUUAUCAAAAGUUAUCAUUACGACUUAAAUGUGGCAAACUAAAUAUUUUGAAAAGAUUUCCAAUAUUGAAACUUUAUAAAUGAAUCUCAAGGAUCGAAGAAUGUUGUCCACGUGCUGUAACAGAACCAUAAUAGAUUUUAAGGGGGAAAUGUGAAGGGAAAUGGAAAUGAUUUCUAAUUUUUAAUCAUCAUCGUUUCAAACAUAAACUUAUUAAAAUAUUUAUUAAAUAAUCUUUAGAUUUGAUGUUGUGUCAAAGCAAAACUUUGAACUU
Clunio marinus is the source of this 1681-nucleotide messenger RNA. The record is from the annotation of a GenBank genome assembly. Lineage: Eukaryota; Metazoa; Arthropoda; Insecta; Diptera; Chironomidae.